Molecule: messenger RNA, 609 nt
Organism: Pneumocystis murina B123
Lineage: Eukaryota; Fungi; Ascomycota; Pneumocystomycetes; Pneumocystales; Pneumocystaceae
Exons: 4
Coding region: 1-609 (202 amino acids)
Biological process (GO): Golgi organization; intracellular protein transport; endoplasmic reticulum to Golgi vesicle-mediated transport
Cellular component (GO): endoplasmic reticulum; COPII-coated ER to Golgi transport vesicle; endoplasmic reticulum-Golgi intermediate compartment
Source: RefSeq, a predicted model, not a curated record
AUGAGAUUUUUUUAUAUUAAAAAGAUAUUAUUAGUUAUUUUGCCUUUAUUUCCACUUUCCUUGGGAUAUAGUAUUGUUUUAAAAUAUGGUGAUCAUGAAUGUUUUUAUGAAAAAAUGAAAAAAAAUGAGAAAUUAACAAUUAGCUAUCAGGCGUCGAGUAAUGAAUAUGAAGAAGAAAUGUUAUUUGUUACUUUUGAUGUCUGGGAUCCAGAGGAAAAAACUCUAAAAACAGAGAAUAGUUUGUUUUAUGAUGAAUUUUCAAUCAAUGCAGAUAUUGAGGGAAAGUACAAAUAUUGUUUUUCAAAUAAAGUCCACCAUAAUUUAGAUAUUGAACUAUUUUUUAAUGUUCAUCAUAUUAAAGAUACACAUAUUGCAGAAGAUGCAUCUGAUUUCAAUAGAGAGGUUGCAUUUCUUAAUGAGGUUUUGAUGGAUAUAAGGGAUGAACAGGAAUAUUUAAAAGCACGGGAAAAGGUACAUAGAAGUAUAGCAGAAAAUACAAACUCUCGUGUUCAAAAUUGGAAUAUUUUCCAAAUAAUUAUUCUUAUUUCUCUUGUACUUUUUCAGGUAUAUUUUCUAAGAAAAUUUUUUGAAGUUAAACGAAUAAUAUAA